Molecule: messenger RNA, 2324 nt
Organism: Aegilops tauschii subsp. strangulata
Lineage: Eukaryota; Viridiplantae; Streptophyta; Magnoliopsida; Poales; Poaceae
Molecular function (GO): protein binding
Source: RefSeq, a predicted model, not a curated record
GGCUGUCCAGCCACGCUAAAUAAUUGAUUACUGCUGUACAGUGCGCACAGCAGGAGCGGAAUACUUUGCAAAUACGCAGAACCGGCAUACGAGCGAGGCAUAAUUGCUCCAACCCAUGAAUGAUGGCCAGACCCAGACCCAGAGGUAGUAGCAGUAGCAGUACAUCCAAAGACAUACUCAUACCCGCGCCGUACGGCGGUGUAGGUGACCGGACCGGGCGGUACGCCCCGUCUCCGUCUCCGACACCGGUCACAGCUCACAGGGCUCAGCAGCAGGCCGGCCUUUAUCCCACCCUGACCGCGGAGGUACACCCACCGACCGCGGGGUAAAGAAAGUGGCAGGCUAAUCCGCUGUUCAUUCUUAAACCCAACCCAACCCCAACCCCAGAUCCUGAUCCCACUCGCUCGCCGCCGUGUCCUCUCCUCGUCGUGCUCUCCCCCACCAGGCCACCACCACCAUCCACUACACACUCCUCUCACUCUCGCUUCGCCAGUUUGCUCGCGCUUCGCCUCACUCCACUCUCCAGUGGACUCCAUUUCCCAACACCCCGCCUGCCUCAGAGCUCGCUUGUCCGCUUCGCAGCGGCCGAGGCGGCGCACAUGGCGCUACCCCCUGCCCUCCUCCUCCUCCUCCUCCUCCAGCUGCUCUGCCUCUUGCUGCUCGGCGCGGGCGCGGCGCUGCACGAGCGCGACGCGGCGGCGCUCCGGGACGUGCGGGCCGGCCUGCGGGACCUGCCGGGGUCGCGCUUCUUCGAGUCCUGGGACGACGACGCGUCCGCCCCGUGCGCCUACGCCGGCGUCGUGUGCGCGCCCGACGAGGACGACCCGUCCGGCGCGCUCCUCCGCGUGUCGGUGCUCACGCUCGGCACCGGCCUCUCCGACUCCCCCGGCAUGGCCGGCAGCGUCCCGGCCUCGCUCGCCAGCCUCACCGCGCUCACCGACCUCGUCCUCUACCCGGGCCGUGUCGGCGGCUCCAUCCCGGAGGGCAUUGGGUCGGGUCUCCGGCGCCUCAGGCUCCUCUCGCUGUCCGGGAACCAGCUCACCGGGCCCGUGCCCGAGUCCCUGGCGGGGCUGCCGGAACUGCACACGCUCGACCUCGGCAACAACCGCCUCGAGGGCACGAUUCCCUCCGGGCUGCUGCUGCCGUCGUCCCCGAGCCUCAAGGUGCUCAUCCUGGCCAACAAUGUCGGCCUCUCCGGGCAGAUUCCCGACCAGUUUCCCAGCUCGCAGCUGUUCCACGUCGACCUGAGCCGGAACGCGAUAACCGGCACGCUCCCGCCGCUGCCACCGACGAUCCGGUACUUCUCCGUAGCCGGGAACUCGAUGGAGGGGAGCCUCGACGGAGCCUUCGCCGGCAACGGCCAGGGCCCAGCCGACCUGGCAUUCCUCGACCUGUCGAUGAACGACUUCUCGGGCUCGAUCCCGCCGGAGGUGUUCGCGCUCCCGAGCGCGUCGUCGCUGCUCCUGUCCCGCAACAACUUCACGGGGUCGCUGGCCGUGCCGGCGGCGCCCGCGUCGGCGACGCCGCCGUGGUCAGUGGUGGACGUCAGCCACAACGGCCUCACGGGCGAGGUCCCGGAGGCGCUGGCGGCGGCGGGGAGCCUGUACGUGAACAACAACAAGAUCUCCGGCGAGGUCCCGGAGGCGGUGGCCCGCAGCGUGUUCGACGGGCGCAUGACGACCUUCUACGCGCAGCACAACUUCCUGACGGGGUUCCCGGUGCCGCCGACGCCGCUGCCGGACUCCGCGGCGCUGUGCCUCUCCUACAACUGCAUGGACCUCCCCUCCGCCUCCGCGGCCGACGGGUGCCCCACGAUCGGCGGGCCCCUGGAGUCCAGGCCCGCGGACCAGUGCCGGAGCAGCGGCGGCGACGGCUGAGCCGCCGACGCCCCGUGGGCUGACAGGUGGGGCUCGGUCGUCUCCGGCUCCCGCGCGGCACGGGCGGGGCACCCUCACCCACCGGGUUCACGCAUUUUGGUUUGUCCGGCUGGUUGUUUGGGCCGUGGUUUUUCAUGUGAUUUUGGUUUGAAUUUAUUCGACGUCGGGCGCGCAACGGUCACGCGGCGACGAGGUUGGGUUGGUGUUCGUGCGUGUGCGUGUGCGUGUGUGCUGUUAUUCACUCACCGGUUUGGGAGUGUACGUUGCGUCCAAAAGGAAUCCGUGGCGGCCUCGGCAGGGCAGUAAUGCCAAUUUAAGCAUUUCGGCCCAUGCCCCGCCUACCGCAAGAGGACAACCUAAUGUUGGCGUUGCUGCUAUGUAUAGAUAGCUGACUGCCCUAGUUUUUCUCAGACGUUUAAGUCGAAAUGUUGUUGUGUUUUCUUUCAA